UAAACACAAACAGAUGCUAAAAGUUUACAAAACAAACGUGACCGCGCGUGGAUGUUCAUAUCCUUGCCAUAGUAUCUUUGCGAUCUCUGCAUUUAGGGUUCAGUGAUAAUAGAUUUUAUUGCCCAAUGGCACAGGCGACUGCUGUGAAUCAAUCAACUUUGCUACCACUUGAGUUGGUAGACAAAUGCAUCGGUUCCAGAAUUCAUAUAAUCAUGAAGAACGAUAAGGAAAUCGUUGGAACACUGUUGGGAUUUGACGACUUUGUCAAUAUGCUUCUGGACGAUGUAACUGAGUACGAGAACACUCCAGAGGGUCGACGGAUAACGAAACUGGAUCAGAUUCUGCUAAAUGGCAAUAAUAUAACUAUGCUGGUACCAGGAGGAGAUCUACCGGAUGCAUCAUAAACAUUGCAACGAGAAGGUACUGGAAGUGUAAGUUUUAAUUUCAAUUUUUUUCGUUCCAUUUUGAAAGAAAGUGAAUAAACUUGCAUAAACUGAAAA
Messenger RNA from Toxorhynchites rutilus septentrionalis, 500 nucleotides. RefSeq names its product U6 snRNA-associated Sm-like protein LSm5. The record is from RefSeq and is a predicted model, not a curated record. Bases 126 to 404 code for a protein of 92 amino acids. Gene Ontology annotation, cellular component: U4/U6 x U5 tri-snRNP complex; U6 snRNP; Lsm1-7-Pat1 complex. NCBI's taxonomy places the organism in Eukaryota, Metazoa, Arthropoda, Insecta, Diptera, Culicidae. Gene Ontology annotation, biological process: mRNA splicing, via spliceosome. Gene Ontology annotation, molecular function: RNA binding. The transcript has 3 exons.